UUUUGCGUCCUUCACGAGCCUGCGCCCCUCUGCGUGUGAUUCUUCUCGACGUAUUUUCGAUGCAGCAUGGCGCUUGUUCGCAGUACGAUUUGACCGUCCCUAUGGAACCCGUGAUUCCUCUCUAGAUCACGGCUUCCCUGUGGCACACCAUGGACACAAGGAGGGCACGCACUUGGAGGAGAAGAUUGACAACGACAAAGAAAAAGUGAAUUAGCGCGAGCUGCUUCCAACCGCUCACUGACAGUCGAGGUCCUUCUGCUGCUUGGUACAUUAAUUUUCUCGGAAAUGUUACUCAGGAGGAAGUCAAUAGCCGACGAAGACGUGCUUAUUUCAGACAUGUCUAACAUAGACGAGCCUGAAGAGCACCCCGAUCAAGGACGAAGCGGAGAUUGUUCAUCGUUUUCUGGACGUUAUUAAUCAUGGCAAUAGUCAUUGGCAGCGGGCUUAUCUUUCAGUACUAUGCGUCAAGGUCGGAUCGCGAUGUAACCAAUGAACUCCCAAGCUUUCCUGGAGCCGGUGGAAAUACUGGCGAACAUAAGUCAAGCACAAAGGGAGAGGUACACGUACCGUCGCCAAACGAUGGAGGUGUGACUCCCAAUAUAAGUUCGACUACGACGACGACUACAACGACUACGACGACUACGACGACGACAACGACAACAACCACAACGAGAAAAAAUUUAAUAACGGUCUGCGACACCCCAGUCCGAGGGCCAACACGCUCCUUCAAGUCUCCAAACUACCCGAUGCCGUACGGGAAGGAUAUGUUGCAUACGUGGUGUAUUUUCUCGGACGAUGGUUGUCCUAUGACUCUGACAUUCCGAGACAUCCAGUUGGACGUGCAAGAGCAUAAGUGCCACGACGCCAUCUCUGUGUUCGACGGCGGUGAUCCCAACCGUGACAAGAUGAUUGGAACAGUAUGCGAAAACGUCACAAUUAAGCUCACAUCCAGCAAAGCGUGGGUGGUAUUCCAAACGGACAACCAGACGGAGAAACGGGGCUUCGAAGCCGAGUACGACACGCUGCCGUGCGACAAGCAUUUCCUCACCGCGACAACCGAUCCUCUUACUUUCACGUUGAAUAAGAAUAGAAAUAGCGAGUCCUGGGUCAUCGAGGCGACCAUGGGAAACGUCCACAUAGACUUCACCCGAUUCUCAUUGUCUCAAAGUGAACACUGCGGCAAAGAGAAAGUCAAGAUAUUUGACGGCGCUGACGAUAGGAAUAGGAUGCUCGGAGAACACUGCGGACAAGUUGAUAACCUUAAAUACACGUCGACCGACAAGUUCUUGUACGUUUCCUACUGCUCCGAAGGCACUAAAAAUGAGGGCCUCGGAUUCCUUGCAACCUAUUGUACGGUUGGAAUAAGAAAAUAAAAGCGUGCUGUUUGCUGCAGCGGGCUGUAUGCCGUAUGAACCAUGGCAAUGGCGGCACCCGCAAAGCGACAGCUACGCUAACAGAAAACAGUGGCAGAAGAAGCGAUUUUUGUUUAGUUGCACAGUUGCCCCAGAAUGCGCCCGGAUGUGCAUACUAGGCCUCAUGUCUCCAGCUAUCCUCUUUCUAUGCUCCUCCAAGCAACAGCUGCUCAGUGUUGCUCAGACGUAUUUCAGUUAUUU
This is a messenger RNA of Ornithodoros turicata, 1613 nucleotides long. RefSeq names its product deleted in malignant brain tumors 1 protein-like. The transcript has 10 exons. The coding region runs from base 420 to 1373 and encodes 317 amino acids. Lineage: Eukaryota; Metazoa; Arthropoda; Arachnida; Ixodida; Argasidae. The record is from RefSeq and is a predicted model, not a curated record.